Molecule: messenger RNA, 447 nt
Organism: Aspergillus ruber CBS 135680
Lineage: Eukaryota; Fungi; Ascomycota; Eurotiomycetes; Eurotiales; Aspergillaceae
Exons: 5
Source: RefSeq, a predicted model, not a curated record
GUAGCGCGUUCCGCAUGAUGUAUUUACAAGGCAUCUUGAGCAGCACUGUCAUAUGUCGACAACUGUAGGAAAUACUUGGUGCCUAAGGCAGAAAGCAUCCGCGCUAGCUGGAUUAGUAAUCAGAUAUAAACAGAUGCUCGGAUGCCACAUCGUGACUCCUGUCAUGCGUUGUGUCAUGCAUGGUGUCCUAACAGCGGGUCAUCCACUAGCUCUUUGGAGACAGAUUUACCGCUAGCUAUGCAGGACGAUAUUGCUGAAUUACGACGUCAACUGGAGGAAGAGAGACGGGCCAGGGAAGAAGAGAGAUGGGCAAGAGAAGAGGCAGAACGGCUCCAGGAAGAGGCAGACAGAACAACGACUGCAACCCAACUCUCUAUUUCGCCUUCUCGAUCGCUGCCACGAAUCUCUGUCACAGACGAUCCGAGUCGAGACGAACGCGACCCUGAC